AUGGUGUUUACACCCGCAGAGCAACGCCCCGAGCGGAAGGACUACCGUGCCUAUGCGCUAACAGGCUAUAUUUUGGCCUGUGGUCUUCUGAUGAGAGUUCCCAGUUUUACACGCUCUGUCUCGCUAACUGAUGUCCAAUUUCCUUUUUCUAGUCUGGUUUUACUUGUGGCCAUUUCCAGUGCAUUUGAAUUUGGACUCAUUGCUGGGUUGGACCACCGUGAGCUGACUGUUCUGUCUCAGAGAGACCCGGCCAUCAGAGAUAACAGCCUUCGAAACCCGGAAGGACCUGCAGUACAUUCUGGAUCUUUCCAGUUGGUGCCUUCCAUGGAGAUACAGAAUAGUAAGUUGCUUAACAAAACUUGCUGCCUCAAUGGAGGGACCUGCAUCCUGGGGUCCUUCUGUGCCUGUCCACCAUCCUUCUAUGGACGCAACUGUGAACGUGAUAUACGGAAAGAGCACUGUGGGUCUGUUCUCCAUGGCAACUGGCUGCCCAAGAAGUGUUCCCUGUGCAGGUGUUGGCAUGGCCAGAUCCACUGUUUACCUCAGACCUUUUUACCUGGCUGUGAUGGCCAUGUGAUGGACCAGGAUCCUCCAGCAUCCAGGACUCCAGGACAAGCACCAUCUAUGCCAGCUACUCUCAUGCUAGCUGGCAUUUGCCUUUUCCUAGAAAUGAAAGUGUAGGCGUCAUAUGAAUUCAAUGCCAGUGUCCUAACAAAGGGGUCAUUUGUCAUUCAUUUAAAGGUAAUACUCAUAGUGAUGCCUGACACUCCCCUCAAAACACUAACUA
Messenger RNA from Phodopus roborovskii (desert hamster), 787 nucleotides. RefSeq names its product teratocarcinoma-derived growth factor 1 (gene Cripto). The record is from RefSeq and is a predicted model, not a curated record. The coding region runs from base 1 to 681 and encodes 226 amino acids. NCBI's taxonomy places the organism in Eukaryota, Metazoa, Chordata, Mammalia, Rodentia, Cricetidae. The transcript is spliced from 6 exons.